Sciurus carolinensis (gray squirrel) is the source of this 1663-nucleotide messenger RNA. RefSeq names its product dynein assembly factor with WD repeats 1 (gene Daw1). The record is from RefSeq and is a predicted model, not a curated record. The coding region runs from base 13 to 1302 and encodes 429 amino acids. Gene Ontology annotation, molecular function: protein binding. NCBI's taxonomy places the organism in Eukaryota, Metazoa, Chordata, Mammalia, Rodentia, Sciuridae. The transcript has 13 exons.
UUUGGCAUUGCCAUGGCUACGAAGCCCCUCAGCAUGGGAUCUGAGAGCGAGAAAAUGAAGCUCAAGAGCCUCCUACUCCGGUAUUACCCUCCAGGAAUUAUGCUGGAAUAUGAAAAAAGUGGAGAAUUAAAGACCAAAUCCAUAGAUUUGCUUGAGCUCGGCCCUAGUACUGACGUCAGUGCUUUGGUGGAAGAGAUCCAGAGAGCAGAACCUCUGCUCACGGCCUCCCGGACACAGCAAGUCAGCCUCUUGGUGCAGAGACUGCAGGAGAAGCUCAGGCAACACAGCGACCACAGCUUCUACCUGUUUAAGGUUCUCCGAGCACAUAUACUACCAUUGACUAAUGUUGCACUUAACAAAUCAGGCUCAUGCUUCAUCACGGGGAGCUAUGACCGGACUUGCAAGCUCUGGGACACUGCCUCUGGAGAGGAGCUGCACACCCUGGAGGGUCACAGGAACGUAGUUUAUGCCAUCGCGUUCAACAAUCCUUAUGGUGACAAAAUUGCCACCGGGUCCUUCGAUAAGACUUGUAAACUGUGGAGUGCAGAAACAGGGAAAUGUUACCAUACCUUUAGGGGCCACACAGCAGAAAUAGUGUGCUUAUCGUUUAACCCUCAAAGCACGCUGGUGGCUACUGGAAGCAUGGACACGACGGCCAAGCUGUGGAACAUCGAGAACGGAGAGGAAGUGUGCACGCUGACGGGGCACUUGGCAGAAAUCAUUUCCUUGGCAUUCGACACGUCUGGAAACAGAAUCAUCACUGGGUCCUUUGACCACACAGUUGCAGUGUGGGAUGCUUCUACUGGGAGGAAGGUGUUCACCCUCAUCGGCCACUGUGCUGAGAUAAGCAGUGCCCUAUUCAGCUGGGAUUGCUCACUGGUACUGACCGGCUCCAUGGAUAAGACCUGCAUGUUGUGGGAUGCCACCAAUGGAAAAUGCGUGGCAACCUUAACAGGCCAUGAUGAUGAGAUUCUAGACAGCUGCUUUGAUUACACUGGAAAGCUUAUUGCAACCGCCUCAGCUGAUGGAACCGCCAGAGUUUACAGCGCAGCCACAAGAAAAUGCAUCACCAAAUUGGAAGGCCAUGAGGGCGAAAUUUCCAAGAUUUCUUUCAACCCGCAAGGGAACCGUCUCCUGACUGGCAGCUCUGACAAAACAGCUCGAAUCUGGGACGCGCAGACCGGCCAGUGCCUGCAGGUCCUCGAGGGACACACUGAUGAAAUCUUCUCAUGUGCUUUCAACUAUAAAGGCAACAUCGUCAUCACAGGUAGCAAGGACAAUACCUGCCGGAUAUGGCGUUGAAUGGAGAGGUUCGCAGGUGAGCAGACCUACCAGCAGCUGUGGUCGAGACCUGGCUGAGGCGUCCCGAGGAAGAGCAAGCGCUUUUGAUAUUUCAAGUACUUUCCCUUCAUCUGCAAGUCCGCUCUUCAUGCACUCUGUCCUCAUCUUUGCAUAUAUAACCAUUAAAACUGAUGGCAUCUUGUCAUUUCUUGAUGUUAUUUGGUGGGAAUGGCAGGAGCAGCUUAGGGUUUGGUGCUUCUAAGUGAUUUCAGUUGCAAUUUAUUUUUCAAUAGCAUCAUGAUGCUGAUAAAUGAAACCAGACUGGUUUGCAAUGUAUUGCCUGGAUUCCACCUUGAAGGCCAUUGUUAUAAUUUCUGCUGAA